AUGGCGCUGGCGCUGGCCCUGCUUCUGCUCGGGCAGCUCCUGGCUGUGACCGAGACGCAGAAAGUGGGACCUCCGGGCCCCCCUGGCCCCCAAGGGCCUCCUGGCAAGCCGGGCAAGGAUGGCAUUGAUGGAGAAGCUGGGCCUCCGGGUCUGCCUGGACCCCCGGGACCAAAAGGGGCCCCAGGGACAGCAGGAAAGCCAGGAGAGGCCGGGCUGCCGGGGCUGCGGGGCGUGGACGGUCUGACUGGGCGGGAUGGACCACCUGGACCCAAAGGUCUCCCUGGAGAACGGGGAGGCCUGGGGCCUCCGGGGCCACCCGGGCUGGGGGGCAAAGGCCCCCCCGGACCACCUGGAGAGGCAGGUGUGAGCGGCCUCCCCGGUGGAAUCGGCCUCCGGGGCCCCCCGGGACCCUCUGGACUCCCAGGACCUCCAGGCCCCCCAGGACCUCCUGGACCUCCUGGACACCCAGGGGUCCUUCCUGAAGGUGCUACUGACCUACAGUGUCCUGCCAUCUGCCCACCAGGUCCACCUGGCCCGCCAGGAAUGCCAGGGUUCAAGGGUCCCACGGGCUACAAAGGGGAGCAAGGAGAAGUCGGCAAGGACGGGGAGAAGGGUAACCCUGGGCCCCCUGGGCCUGCUGGCAUCCCGGGCACCGUGGGGCUGCAGGGCCCCCGGGGACUGCGAGGUUUGCCAGGGCUGCUUGGACCUCCCGGGGACCGAGGUCCCAUUGGGUUCCGAGGGCCCCCCGGUAUCCCAGGAGCACCCGGGAAAGUGGGCGACAGAGGUGAAAGGGGCCCAGAGGGGUUCCGUGGACCCAAAGGCGACCUCGGCAGACCUGGCUUCAAAGGGAUCCCUGGUCUUGCGGGGCCUACUGGAGAGCCGGGCAUGCCAGGCAAGGACGGUCGGGACGGUGUGCCAGGACUCGAUGGGGAGAAGGGAGAGGCAGGCCGCAAUGGUGGCCCUGGAGAGAAGGGACCCAAUGGGCUGCCUGGGCUGCCUGGACGAGCAGGGUCCAAAGGCGAGAAGGGAGAAUUGGGCAGAGCUGGGGAGCUGGGCGAGGCUGGCCCCUCCGGAGAGCCAGGCGUCCCUGGAGAUGUGGGGGUACCGGGGGAGCGUGGUGAGGCCGGUCACAGGGGCUCCGCGGGGGCUCUUGGCCCACAAGGCCCCGCCGGUGCCCCAGGCGUUCGAGGCUUCCAGGGCCGGAAGGGCAGCAUCGGGGACCCCGGCCUACCGGGCCCUCAGGGCCUCCGAGGAGGUGUGGGUGAGCGGGGUCCGGGAGGAGCCGCAGGUCUGAAGGGAGACCAGGGCAUUGCUGGUGCUGACGGUCUUCCUGGGGAUAAAGGAGAGCUGGGUCCCAACGGGCCCGUCGGACCCAAAGGAGCGUCUGGCGACAGAGGCGAGCUGGGCCCCAAAGGCAUCCAGGGUCCCAAUGGCACCAGUGGCAUUCAGGGGGUCCCAGGGCCCCCUGGCCCUGUGGGCUUCCAGGGGGUCCAAGGCCUCCCUGGCAUCACGGGCAAACCUGGUGUUCCGGGCAAAGAAGCCAGCGAGCAGCACAUCCGGGAGCUGUGCGGGGGUGUGAUCAGCGAACACGUUGCACAGUUAGCCGCUCACCUGAGGAAGCCUUUGGCACCGGGCUCCAUCGGGCGGCCUGGGCCAGCCGGCCCCCCGGGCCCUCCAGGCCCCCCAGGCUCCAUCGGCCACCCUGGCACUCGAGGGCCCCCUGGAUAUCGCGGUCCCACUGGAGAACUGGGAGACCCUGGACCCCGAGGAAACCAAGGUGACAGAGGGGACAAGGGCGCUGCCGGCAUCGGCCUGGACGGACCUGACGGAGAUCAAGGGCUCCAAGGUCCACAGGGGGUGCCUGGCACCAGCAAAGAUGGACAGGACGGCGCGCACGGCGAACCCGGGCCUCCUGGUGACCCUGGCAUUCCUGGCACAAUCGGUGCCCAGGGUACCCCUGGCAUCUGUGAUACCUCAGCUUGCCAAGGAGCUGUGCUAGGAGGGGUUGGGGAGAAGUCGGGCCCCAGGAGCUCAUAA
Molecule: messenger RNA, 2037 nt
Organism: Orycteropus afer afer
Lineage: Eukaryota; Metazoa; Chordata; Mammalia; Tubulidentata; Orycteropodidae
Gene: COL9A3
Product: collagen type IX alpha 3 chain
Exons: 32
Coding region: 1-2037 (678 amino acids)
Source: RefSeq, a predicted model, not a curated record